UUUGUUGGUGCCUCAUUUGGACUGAAUAAAAGUUUACUAAGGCCAUAUGCUGGAACACAUUUGACAGUCGAAAUGAAAAUAUUUAUCUACGAUUUGUCAAGCAAGAAAGUACACAGAGUGAGCCUUUGAUGCUCUCAGCUCUAUAUGGAGAAUAUUCCAUCGGCCUUUUAAUGUUUGUAGCGAUCGUUCUAAUUCUCUCGGAGAAAGCGCGCCAAAGUGUGAUGUGCGUUUCAUCCAUAGAAUCAUCAUCAGAAUAACGCCGAGUGUGUAAGUUUACAUUUGAUUAUGUGCGCCAGUACUUGAACGAGAUGGCAAAAAUACCGCCAUUGGCAACCGACAUCUGAACAAAGUCCGCCAAAGGCAAAUUGACCGCGCCUUUAUUUUUCCGCCAAAUGUGUAAGCUCUAAUAUUAUUCAAUACCCUAAUGUUGUUAUGGCGGCGAAGGUGAAUCAACAGCGUCGGGAAAAAAAUGAGUGUAUCCGGCUUUAUCAUGCAUAGUGAUCCGCGGUAUCGGCUGCUCACUUCCUUCUAUAAUAAAUGCCAGCAUUCAACGCAAAGCAAACAGUAGGCAGCAGAAACACAAAUUCCCUAUUCAAAUAUCAAAAAUCAGAGCAACACCAGAGACCGUUGGCAUUCAGCCAACGGAUUUCCUAUCUCUCAAUUGCAGCGAAGUGCCAACAUCAAAAGCAGCUGUUCCAAGCUUGAAAAUAAGAAGAUUCAAUUGCAUUCUGUAAUUGGGUUUUGGUUUAUACACUGCUUUUGUCAAUUCUGCUCAAUUUAUUAUCAGUUCUGAUUUCAAUUGAUGAAUAUGUCUGUAUCAAACGGCAGAAAUCGAACAAUCGAAUACACUAGCUUGAAAGCUACAACGCUAGAAGAGAGUGUACUUAAAGAUAUUCUGGAAGAAAUUGGAGAAACAGAGAAUGAGAAAGUAGAGUGUUUGAAAACUUUGAGAGAAAAGUUAAAAGGUCUACAAGACAUAGAAUGCUGUAUGGAUGAAGGAUUUCUUCUGAAAUUCCUCAGAGUAUCUAAGUUUGAUUGUGAAAAAGCUUUUGAUAGAAUAAAAAAAUAUUACCUGAUGCAAGAAAAGAUGGUAAGUCUAUUGAAGAAUGCUUCGGUUCCCAUUUCUACAAUUCGAAAUAUGAAAUACACAUUUGCCUUGCCAUAUCGAGCCGAAGAUAAUUCUGCAGUCACUAUUGCCAGAAUGGGUGUCAUUGAUUAUUCUAAAAUCAGUUUCGAAAGUAGGUCUUUCUUGGACGUCUUAUCCACAGAACAUUUAUUAAACAAUCCUAUAACACAGAUGUGUGGGAUCACUACAGUCUUUGAUUUUACGGACUUUAAAUUUAGUUCUGUGCUGGCAGUAAACCCUAAAACAGCCUACGACUACAUGCAUACUGUGCAGAAAGCAUUCCCUCUUCGAAUCAGAUCUUUUCAUGUCGUCAAUGCUCCUUCAAUCUUCUGGGUUUUCUACAAGUUAUUUUACCCUGCUAUGUCUGAAAAGCUGAGAAAGAGAGUAUACGUUCAUCCAAAUAAUGAUAACUGGAAAAGUCUCCACAGCUGCAUUCCUCCUGAAAUUCUUCCAGAAGAUCUUGGAGGAUACUUACCUCAAACACAAUUGAUCGACCUUCUAGAACAUGUCGAAACUUUUGAAAAAGACUAUUUGGAACAAUCUCGGUUUGGUUACAAGAAAACAAAGCUUGUUAGAAUGUCAAUGAAGAUAAUUGUGUCUGAUAAAUGAUGCAAAAAUAAUCACCUAAUUUAUUUUCUAAUUAAAAAAUUGAAGUGUAUAUAUAUAUAUAU
Molecule: messenger RNA, 1797 nt
Organism: Argiope bruennichi
Lineage: Eukaryota; Metazoa; Arthropoda; Arachnida; Araneae; Araneidae
Product: clavesin-2-like
Exons: 6
Coding region: 803-1735 (310 amino acids)
Cellular component (GO): membrane
Molecular function (GO): phosphatidylinositol bisphosphate binding
Source: RefSeq, a predicted model, not a curated record